GACGGUGAGGGCAGAAUGAAGGCAGAAGUAUAAUUUUCAAACACUAAUUAAAUUCAACACGAGAGAAAACAAAACAAUGUUUCCAAAAAAAAAGCUAAAUGAAAGCAUAACCAAAAUAAAUUAACAGCGGGUGCGAAAGUAUCCCUUUCGAAGUCAUUCAUUUUUUUUGUCAAUAUGGCGUCGAACAUGCGCUGAUAUUUGGAAAUGUUUAUAUAAUUAACAAAUUAAAUACAAGUCUGUCUGUCGGUGAGAGAGCGGCUGGAGCGAACUGGGAUCUAACAGUGCAGCAAGACAGGGGGCCAGCAAGACAGAGCUGUCAGUCCACACAAAGAAUCAAGAAUGCCCGUCGAUUGGAUAAGCUAUUCCUAUGCUGCUAUUGUGACGGUGGGUGGCAUUCUAGGAUAUGCUCGGAAAGGAAGUGUAAUGUCUUUGAUGUCUGGACUGCUUUUUGGAUCUCUAGCAGGAUACGGUGCUUAUCAAGUUUCAAAUGACCCGCAAAAUGUUAAGAUCUCAUUGUUAACUGCAGGAAUUUUGACCACCGUUAUGGGAGUGCGCUAUAAAAGGUCUGGAAAGAUCAUGCCUGCUGGUCUCAUUGCUGGUAUCAGCCUUUUUAUGGUUCUACGAUUGGUAUUUGUAAUGCUUUAAAUCUACAAUCAACUCACUGAAAUGUAUUUUAUAAAUGCCUUUACACUAAAAUAAUCCUUUAGAUGGUAAUUAUUCCACAAAAUGAUUCAAGAGAAGUCAAACUUUUUCUCAAGUAACACUCUAAUCGUAGGGGUCUGUAUUGUAACAAUAAUUGUUCUUUGUGCUUACAGUAUAUUUCUAUGUCAGGUUGUAAGUUUGCUCGCUGAGCUUUAGGUUUGUUCUCAGACAUUUUGUCACAAUGCUAGCAGAUAUCAUCAGUGAGCCUCCGAUGAAGCGCUGGUGUUCUGUCCUGCUUGCUAUUUAUCUGUCUUGGUCUGCUGUGGUGGGUGAUAUCACUUCUGGUUCGUUUUUUCUGAGAGGUUGGUAAAUGGGCUCCAAAUCAAUAUGUUUGUUAAUGGAGUUUCGGUUUGAAUGCCAGGCCUCUAGGAAUUCCCGUGCAUGUCUUUGCUCAGGAUGUCCCAUUCAAACUGAUGUCCCUGUUCAGCUGUGUGUGUGGAUAUUAGUGACAUUUGGUCAUGCCUUUUGGUGGCUAGUUUCCUGCCUGUCUGUCUGUCCACUUGUGUGCGAUUGAAUGCAACUUAAAUUGGCAUGAAUUCCAUCAAAACACUCUCUCUUUCAGAUGGUAUUAUUGAUGAAGUAACUCUUUAGACUGAAGUGUGAAGCAGUUUACAUACAGCUGUAAUUGGCCUUUGAUAGGUUUUGUCCUUUUUAGAAAUUUUGAAUGAAUGUAAUACAUUCCAUAACUCAACCUUGCUGAACUUAUUGGUUCUUCUGAGACAUUUGAUUGUAAAACAUACCUGUGCACCUACUGGUUAGUUCUAUACACGAUGAGACAGAGUUUAAGCUGAAUCUUAGGAGGGUUUAUAACCAUACACCAUCUGGUCAGUAAUCCAUCGGUAGGCAACAGAACAGAUUUAGUCUCUUCAACGGAAAAGGAUAUGUGCCUGAUCAAAUAUUCUGUCCACUGGGAAGUAAAAUAUCUUGGACACUCUUAGAAAACAAAAGAUUAACUGAUGAAGCAAAGAGUGGAGGUUUUAUCAGGGCAACAUAUCUUGACAAGAACAAUAAUUACAUCAUGACUGAUUAUUAAGGAGGAGGUUCAUUUAAAGAUGGAAAAUGAGUUCAGUCUUUUUAGAAGUCAAUACUAAAAGCAUUCCCAAUCUCAAGUUACACCACAAAAUUCUUGACUACUACAAAGUUAGUGAGGUAAAAUUAUGGUUUGGGUAAGUGCAUCAGGUUUCAUCUUUUGAGACUUGGUCGGACCCUGCUUCUGUAGUACUCUUUCUGUAGGAGUUCACACAUGCAGUGACCUAACAUUGUUGUUGUAAAAUCUGUACUUCCAAGGCUUGCAAGAAAUAAUGAUGCAAGAGAAUUCCACUUAAGCUGACCAGCAAGAUUGUAUUUACUCUUGAGAGUGCCUUAAUGCAAGUGCACAAGAAGAAGUGUGAUUGAUGCUAUGCAUGCAUUUCAUGAAGAAAGCUUGGGGCUCCAGUUAUUGAGUUAAAAACUACAGGAUCUCCCGUGUGCUUAGAAAAGAGCUUGAACACAGAACACAAUAUCCAAUCACCACAAGGGACACUUGAGCAUUCAAUAAACCUAUGAUAACUAAUUACUACAUUGCAUGACCUAGUGAUUGACUCCAGUUUAGGGGUUGCUAUCUUAGCUGUGGCAGUCAGAAUGCAAUUCAAUUCUAAUUCCAUAAGCCUAGGAGAGAUUUGGUGGUGGUCUAUAAAUUCUGUGUUUAUCCUAACAUAACUUACAGUCUCCUCUAUUGGGUCUAAUUGAUAAAAUUUUUCCUUCCAAUGCAAUUAAUUUUUAGUUCCGAGAAAAUUAAAGCUUUAUAGCAUCUUAAAAUUUCCAUUGUCUUUGUAAGAAGUAAGUCUACUAUUUCUUCAAUAAAAAUAUACUUUGCUUUUUCCUA
Molecule: messenger RNA, 2566 nt
Organism: Hemiscyllium ocellatum (epaulette shark)
Lineage: Eukaryota; Metazoa; Chordata; Chondrichthyes; Orectolobiformes; Hemiscylliidae
Product: transmembrane protein 14A-like
Exons: 5
Coding region: 340-645 (101 amino acids)
Biological process (GO): regulation of heme biosynthetic process
Cellular component (GO): mitochondrial membrane
Source: RefSeq, a predicted model, not a curated record